AUGUUUACCAAGAUCUUCGCCAUCGCUGUCUGCCUAUUCGGCCUAGCCCGAGCUGGAGCACUCUAUGGAGGAUCCAAUGGAUACUCCGGCUAUGGUGCAUACGGAGGCAACACCGGCUAUGCCAGCGGCUAUGGCGGAUACGGAGGCUAUGGCGGAUACGGCAGUAACAGCGGAUACGGCGGCUAUGGCGGAUACAGCGGCAACAGCCUUGGGUACGGCCUCAGCGGUCACGGUUACAGUGGCUACAGUCCAGCAACCUCAUACACUUCAGUAACUAAAGUUGUCCCCGCAACCGGUUCUGGUUACGUUGGGUCCCAUGGGGGAUAUUCUGGUGCUCAGGGUGGUUAUGGAGGUCUUGGCUACGGCUCUCACGGUUACAGCGAUCUUGGCUACUCUGGCAAUGGCUACAGCAACGCUGGCUAUGGCGCCCAUGGCUACAACAACCUCGGCUACGGCUCUGGUCUCGGCCACGCUACCUCCAGCGUGUCUGUAUACUCUCCCCGCUACGCUAGCAACGGCUACGGCGGUUACGGCAGUGGCGGAUACAGCAAUGGCGGAUACGGCUAUAGCGGAUACGGCCAAAACAUAUACGGAAACAAGCAAGCCUGGUGAUUAAUCUACCGUGUUGAUUCCUAUUAAUAACGAUGAUGUUGUGAUAACUCGAAAAUAAAUGUUUGAAAAUGUAA
Trichoplusia ni (cabbage looper) is the source of this 686-nucleotide messenger RNA. RefSeq names its product pupal cuticle protein Edg-91-like (gene CPG23). The transcript is spliced from 2 exons. The record is from RefSeq and is a predicted model, not a curated record. The coding region runs from base 1 to 612 and encodes 203 amino acids. Lineage: Eukaryota; Metazoa; Arthropoda; Insecta; Lepidoptera; Noctuidae.